UUUACGUUCAUACAGUCGAAGUGUUGAGAAGUGUUCUUAGCUUAUCGCGGAAACGCGUUUUCUCACCACGCACAAAAUACAAGCAAUCAACAACGAUUACCACCAAAUAAAAAAGACGUGUUGUUUUCAUAACGAACUACAAAUUGAGUUGAAUUGAACUGAUUUAGAAAAAUUUUGUUUUAUAAGUUUUGCAAUAUUUUCUUCAAAGAAAAGUUAUCGGAAAAUUAAAAAAUAAGUGAAAAUUUUUCCUUACUAACUAACAAGGAACAAAACGCCACGGUCGUUUUGUAUUGCAAAAAAUAAGUAAAAAUUGAUCGAUUUGUAAUUGAAGUUAAACAAGUUUCCUUUAUGGGAAAAGAAAAAGUGUGAAAAAAUUGUUUUCUCAACCAAACCAAAGCAAAACAAAAGCAAAUCCCACAAAUCAGUCAAGCCAAAUAUAACGAAAAAUUUAAAAAAAUACACUUCGUCGUAUGCGUAUAAAAUUCAAAUGAAAAAAAUCAAAACUGGUGUUUGAAAAAAAAAAAAAAAACAAGGAAAAUAUUCCAAAACUAUUUGAGUGUGAAUAAAUUCAUUUAUGUGGUCAAUAUGCAUUCAUUGUACACGAUUGAGUCUUUAAUGUGUGCCCAUAUAAAUCAAGAAGAAGAAGCAAAAAAUUUACAACAACCCCAAGAAAUUGCUAAAAAAUCCCCCAAAAAGGAAAACCCUUUGAAAAACUGUCACAAAAAGUUGUACAAAGCUUUGAAGGAAAAAUACGAUAAUUCCACCAAGAAAGCUCUCAAACAGUAACAAAGACUAGCUGUUGAAAAUCCCAACAUAAGUGACAUUUUAUUGAAGUUUAUUGCAAAUAAAAAAGUCAAUAACUUAUCAAAAGACUGUUAAUACAACGAAUUUUGAAAAUAGAAAACUACGCUUAAGAAAAGUCAUUACUCUCAAAAGUUUUCUAAACUAAAUACCACAACGAAUUAGAAAUAUUUUGCAAAAUCUAUGCAAGAAAAGUGAAAUUAUAACAUUUCAGUUUGCCAAACAAAACCAAAAAAAAGAAAGUAUUUUUGCUAAAAAAAAACCCUAAGAAGGAAAAAAUUAAAAAUCAAGCACGUUUCCUCUAAAGGCCAUUAUUUGUGCUAAAACGAAAUCAAUUAGCUAGAAAACUAGUCACAACAAUCUUACAAAAAAGAAACGUGAAACUCUUCAUUAACGUUGUCGAAAUCGUUAUCGUUAUCUCUUCAUUCAUUUUAACACCCACAACGACUGCCCUUAUUUUCAAACAUGUUGAAUAAAUAUUUAAACAAAAUUUCCAAUGCUGUACAGCAUAAAAACAAAGAAAAUCUCAAAAAUCAUCAUCACAACGAUUGUGCAGAAAAUUAUUACUCCUCCUCGCUGCCAGUGCCUGCUGCUGCCCAUAUUAACAAUCAACAAGCUCGCAAUUUGGAAUAUGAACGUGCCAUAGCGGCUUCAUAUGCCGCCUUGUCUUCUACCCCCAAGAAGAAGAAGCCCAAAAUUAAUGUUCACAAUACCAAUAAUACCAAAACUUGCCUUAGCUCCAAUGAACUGGCCAUUAUUAUUAAGGGUAGCGAAUCAUCAUCAUCAUCGUCGAAUAAGCACCACACUCUCAAGGAAUCGCCUCAUCAUAAUAUUUAUGCCUGUACUCCAACUUUAAGGGAAACAAAAAGUUCCUUGACGCUGCAUUUAUCCACCUCACCAUCGUCGGGCAUAUAUUCCAAUGUUUCCUCAUCAUAUGGCUCGGCAAGUGGUUCUAUGCAGGCAGCAUCAUCACCCUCACCAUCUGCGUCCUCAUCAUCGGCGGCUUCAUCUUCCUCCUCCUCCUCAACAGAAUCUUUAAAUUCAUCGGCAGCCAGCGAAACUCCAUACUCAUCGAAUGUCUCAACACCCUCAUCAUUACCUUCCGGCAAUCCUGUAUGGCCAGUGUCCCAGAGACUUCAUUUGCCUCAUGAAUUGGCAAUGCUGCGCAUAAGAAUGUGGAUAUUUCCAUGGUUUCACGGCAAUCUUUCUGGCAAAGAAGGUGAAAAAUUGUUAUUGGAACGUGGAAAGAAUGGUUCAUUUCUGGUGCGUGAAUCACAAUCGAAACCAGGCGAUUUUGUUUUAUCCGUAAGGACGGACGAAAAAGUUACUCAUGUCAUGAUACGUUGGCAGGAUAACAAAUACGAUGUUGGCGGAGGUGAACCAUUCAAGACUCUAUCCGAAUUAAUUGAACACUACAAACGUAAUCCAAUGGUGGAGACCUGUGGUACGGUUGUCCAUCUGCGACAGCCAUUUAAUGCUACACGCAUCACUGCAGCUGGCAUCAAUGCCCGAGUGGAGCAAUUGGUUAAGGGUGGCUUUUGGGAAGAAUUUGAAGCUUUACAACAAGACAGUCGUGAUAUGUUCUCUCGCAUUGAAGGCUACAAAGCGGAGAAUCGCAAUAAAAAUCGUUAUAGAAACAUUUUACCAUAUGAUCACACCCGUGUCAAAUUAAAUGAUGUCGAUCACAGCAUAUCGGGCGCUGAAUAUAUCAAUGCCAAUUAUAUACGCUUACCCACCGAUGGUGAACAGAACAACAUGAAUGCUUCACAAGAAAGCCUAAACGCCAUGGUUCCCUCCUGUCCGGCCUGUACAGCUGCUCAAAUUCAAAAGAAUUGUCCCAACUGCCAGUUGUUGAACAAAACCUGUGUCCAGUGUGCGGUGAAGACAGCAACGCUGCCCUAUAGCAAUUGUGCUACAUGCAACAAAAAGGCCGACAAUUUGAAUAAGCACAAACGCAGUGAAUCAUUAACCAAUAAUGCUUUAAUUGCCAAUUGCAAUGGCUUAUCCCUGCAGCAGCAACAACAACGUACGGGAGGAGUAGCUGGAACAUCGGCUGCCAAUGGUGGCAGUAGUGGUAGCGGUGUCAUUGGUUCUUCACGUCCCCUCAACAAAAAGAACAGCAAUGAUCUGACGGAACGUGAAAUGUUCAAAACCUACAUAGCCACCCAGGGUUGUUUGUCCAAUACGGUGGCAGAUUUCUGGAAUAUGAUAUGGCAGGAGAAUACACGUGUCAUUGUGAUGACAACCAAAGAAUUUGAACGUGGCAAAAAUAAAUGUGCCAAAUAUUGGCCCGACGAGGGACAAACCAAACAAUUCGGACCUGCCAAAAUUCAAUGUAUCUCAGAGAGUUCCACAAGUGAUUAUACGCUAAGGGAAUUCCUGUUCUCAUGGCGUGACCAGCCAGAGCGACGUAUAUUCCAUUAUCAUUUUCAAGUGUGGCCCGAUCAUGGGGUGCCUGCGGAUCCUGGAUGUGUAUUGAAUUUCUUGCAAGAUGUCAAUGCCAAACAGGGACAGAUAAUACAUUCGGGUGAUAAGCCGGGUCCCAUAUGUGUACAUUGUUCUGCAGGCAUUGGUCGUACUGGCACUUUUAUAGUGAUUGAUAUGAUUUUGGAUCAAAUUGAUAAGAAUGGUUUGGAUACUGAAAUCGAUAUUCAACGCACAAUACAAAUGGUACGAGCCCAACGUUCUGGUCUAGUACAAACUGAGGCCCAGUAUAAAUUCGUUUAUUAUGCUGUCCAACAUUACAUACAAACGGUGAUACAACGCAAAAGGGCCGAGGAACAAAGUAUACAAGUUGGACGGGAAUAUACCAAUAUAAAAUAUACCGGUGAAAUUGGUAAUGAAGCACAAAGAUCUCCCUUACCACCUAUUGUAAGUUUAGCUAGUAAACAGCAGCAACAACAGCAGCAGGCCAAUGCCUCAGCAACAAGUUGUAGCAAUAAUAGUAGUAGCAGCAUUAGUAAUGCUGCCGACAACAAUCAAGCAUCGAAAUCAAAUUUUAUUAAAAUGCCCUUGGCAUCACCCACAACACCAAGCAGCCGUCAUAAAUUUACGCAGGCACCAUCGACACAGCCACAGCCGAUCUAUAGCAACGACAUAUUUCAAAUAACACAAAAACACAUCGAAGCCCAUCAUAAUGCAAGCCAAAAUCAUCAUCAUCAUCAUGGUCCACAACAGUCGCCCCAAAUGGUGGUGGGGCAUCAGCAAACACAAGCUCAGCAAUUGGUACACCAGCAUACACAACAAGCCUCGUCGUCAUCAUCAUCCUCAUCAUCAGCAGCAGCAGGAUUAGCAGGAGCAACGACGGCGUCGUCGGCGGGUACAGGUAAGCAGGUCUCGUCACGACCCGGUUUGCUCAAAUUGUUGACUCCCGUCAUUUUUCAGCCUACGAAAACUUUUCCAAAGACAUGAUGAGGCAUCAUUUUGCGGUGCCUCCCCCUACACCGCCUCGUAAAACAUGACAAUUAAAGUUUUAAUGCUAUUUUCUUUGUAAAAUUUGAUUGAUUUCCUCAAAAAACUACCUACAUACUCCUUGGAAAGUAAACUCUCUCUCCUCUUGUAGGCUUUCCCCCCAAAAAACCUGCUAACAAAUCAAAAACAAACCAGAAACCUAUUGCAUAUUGUAUUUUUAAUGAGGAAAACAAUUUUCCGCCACUUGAAUUGAUUGAUUGAGUGUUGUGUCUAAUUUUAAAAUUUUGCAAAGUAAUCUACGUUUCUUGUUUUCAUAUGCGGCGGUAGUAGCAUUUUUUUGUUAGAAUUUAAAAGAAAAAAACACACCUAAUUCUGCCUCCCCCUACUGCUGGGUAAUGCAAACUUUUUUGUUUUGCCAGCUUCUUUUGUUGAGAUAAGAAAUCUUUGACACAUAGAGAGACUUUAUAAGUUUUAUUUUUUUAAGUUAACAUUUGCAUAACUAUUUCUUUUGAUAUAAGGCGAAUUCGUUUUCUGCUUCAUUGUGAUAUUCCCAAUAAUUUUUGUUUUAUAAUUUAAUAUGAAAAAAAAAAACAAAA
Messenger RNA from Stomoxys calcitrans (stable fly), 4808 nucleotides. RefSeq names its product tyrosine-protein phosphatase corkscrew (gene csw). Gene Ontology annotation, biological process: protein dephosphorylation. The transcript is spliced from 8 exons. Bases 1267 to 4212 code for a protein of 981 amino acids. Lineage: Eukaryota; Metazoa; Arthropoda; Insecta; Diptera; Muscidae. The record is from RefSeq and is a predicted model, not a curated record. Gene Ontology annotation, molecular function: protein tyrosine phosphatase activity.